Lecanosticta acicola is the source of this 858-nucleotide messenger RNA. Lineage: Eukaryota; Fungi; Ascomycota; Dothideomycetes; Mycosphaerellales; Mycosphaerellaceae. The record is from the annotation of a GenBank genome assembly.
AUGAUGCGCACCACCGUCGACAAUCUUCGCGACAUCAGCAACAAAUCCUCCAACACGCUGCGCCGGUGGAACAACCAAUCGACAAGCUCUAACAACAUGGACACUCCACUUGUUGACCGCACUAAUACCCAGAGAUCCGCACGAACUACAACUACCGCCGAGUCGUCAUUCCUCCCCGAGCUGUACAGCACUCCACCGAUGCCAUCAUUCCAAAAGCCGGGCAUGAACACUUCCGCCUCUGUCCGCCAGCAGCAGAACGACGAGAAUGCAACUCCCACGCGGGGCGGCGGAUACAUACCUCCAAAGCCUCGAGGAGCGCCACACCUUACGACAGAGCCGAGCAGCCUGAAUCUUCCGCGCCGCCGGAACGUGGUCAAGCCAAUCUCGACAGUCUCGCUCCAAGACCUCAUAGGUCCCGUUGGCCCAUUGCCAUCAAAUUGGGAACGCAAACAUGAUCAAGCCAUCUGCAUCCUGGAUGUGCGCAACUACAGUCUCCCAGCGAUCGCCGCCAAGAUGAAAACUACCUUUCCGGAGCUUCGGGGAGCGUUGACACCGGCGAUGAUUGACAAGCGCUUCCGCAUCUUAGAUCAAAUUCCUGAGCUCAACUACUGGAAGGUAGCUCAGGAACGUACGGACGCUGAGAAGAAAGACAAGAGGGACAAGAAGAGGAACGAUCGAAGUAAGGGCGUGGAGAGCCCACAAAGCAGCUCUACAAAUGUGGACGGUCCGUCGAAUGUGACCGAUGAGGCCUCUUCCGCGCCUCCUUUAUCCAAUGCCCAGGAAGGGCGGUCGCCAGUAACGCCAACUUCCGGAGUACGAGGAGCCCAGACCUAUGUGCCUCGGAGGGCUCAUCACUGA